AUGACAGACUUGUGGCUACUCCACUUCUUCUUAGGCAUUGAAGUGUGGCAGCAUCCAGGAAAAAUCUUUAUUUCUCAGCAACGAUAUGCUCAUGAGUUAUUGAAGGCAUUUGGGAUGGCAGAAUGCACUCUAGUGGUUACACUAAUGGAAGUAAACAUUAAGCUCUCCAUUGAAGAUCCCUCUCCACUUGUUGAUACAAAGAGGUAUAGAAGCCUAAUUGGGAGUUUGGUGUACCUGUGCAACACAAGGCCCAAUAUCAGUUUUUCAGUUGGUAUUUUGAGUAGAUUUGCAAAUAAGCCACGAGAAAUUCACAGGAAGGCUGGAAUGAGGGUCCUCAAGUAUAUAAAAGGGACUCCUCAUUUUGGCAUCUCUUAUACAUCAGGGAACUCCCUAAUUGGAUAUUGUGACUCCGAUUGGGCAGGAGAUAUUGAUUCCAAAAAGUCAGUUUCUGGAUAUUGUUUUCUCUUUAGGAAUGGAAUUAUCUCGUGA
Molecule: messenger RNA, 489 nt
Organism: Malania oleifera
Lineage: Eukaryota; Viridiplantae; Streptophyta; Magnoliopsida; Santalales; Ximeniaceae
Product: secreted RxLR effector protein 161-like
Exons: 1
Coding region: 1-489 (162 amino acids)
Source: RefSeq, a predicted model, not a curated record